Messenger RNA from Impatiens glandulifera, 1439 nucleotides. RefSeq lists its product as uncharacterized. The record is from RefSeq and is a predicted model, not a curated record. NCBI's taxonomy places the organism in Eukaryota, Viridiplantae, Streptophyta, Magnoliopsida, Ericales, Balsaminaceae. The transcript has a single exon. The coding region runs from base 336 to 1406 and encodes 356 amino acids.
GGGCGUGGCACUUAAACAAGAAAAAGCAAACAUUUUUGAUUGAGUGGCAGUGAUUACCAUCCAUUGUUCUAUUCUAAAACACACUUCUUUUCCUCCUACGAUUGAUCAUCAUCAUCUUCAUCGUCAUUCUGUUUUCUUUCUUUAAAACAUCCUCCUUCCUCAUUUAGAUAGACAGAGAGAAAGAAAGAAAGAGAGAGCCUUUCAGCUCUCUCCUUCCUUCCUACCUCCCUCCUUCUUCUUCUUCUUCUUUGACAAUUCAUCAUAUCAAUUACAGAUUGUUUGUUCCCAUUUUCAUGUCAUCUUAAUUCACCUUCAUCAUCUCUUCUAAUCCAAUAAUGGGUUGCGUCAAUUCUAAACAGCAUAGAAAGGUAUGCCAAAAAUGCAAAUCCCCUAUCCAGCCUUCUUCCAGAACCAUCUCCAUCCACCCGCCAAACCCAGAUUCAACCAAUCUUAACAAAGACGAACACAGGAAGAUAAAUGAUGUAAUUAUGGAUUUCCCCAUUGAGGUUAUUGAAGCCAAGAAUUGGUCAGAGAUGAUCGAAAAGAAAAUACCAAAAAUCCUUCCAAAAACGCCCAUGCAUCUUACCCCGCCCGGUGAGCCUGAGACGAUCAAUACCUGGGAAUUAAUGGAGGGUUUGGAAGAUAACCUCCAUAGCUUCUCCUUCCACGUCGCCCCUAGUCCUUUGGAAGAAGAAAAAACACAAUCCUCGGCUGAAAUAUCCUUAAAUUCAUCGAAUUCUUCGACAUCUGUAACAAACUCAGAACUUGACAAAACAGAGAUUUCAUCGUUUAGGAAAGAACUCGAGGAGCUGAACCCAGAAAACCCAUUUCACCUAAACCCAAUAUUAGAUUAUACAGAAGAAUCGAAAAAAGCAACAAGGGUUGUCCUGUAUUUCACGAGCUUGAGAGGAAUUAGAAAGACGUACAAGGAAUGCAGUAAUGUGAGGGUAACCUUAAGAGAUUUAGGGUUCCGAGUAGAUGAAAGAGACGUAUGGAUGCAUUCCGGUUUCAAGGACGAGCUAAAGGAGCUUUUAAAAGGGGAAGAAAAAGAAGGAGGGUCGAUUAGAUUGCCAAGAGUGUUUGUGGGUAACAAGUAUAUAGGAGGAGCAGAGGAAAUCAGGCAUUUGCAUGAAGAAGGAGAACUGGAGAAGGUAUUGGAAGGGUGCGAGAGAUCAAACUCCGGCUGCCGGCGGCGAGGGGUUUGUGAAGGUUGUGGGGAUGUAGGUUUCUUACCUUGUGAAACAUGCAAUGGAAGCUGUAAGAUUUACUAUGAACAUGAUGAAGAUUACUAUUAUCAUGAAGAAGAAGAUGAAGAAUGUGAUGAGAGUGAAUAUGGGUUUCAGAGAUGCCCUGAUUGUAAUGAGAAUGGUUUAAUUCGUUGUUCAAUUUGUUGUUGUGAUUAUUGAAUAAUUAAUUUAAAGAAGGAGGAGGAUCAUCAA